CUGCCACCCACUCUCUGCCUCAAAGGAGCAAAGGGUAUGAGAGCUGAAUUAACACUGCAGGGUAAGAAGGAAGGUUACUGGUAGGAAGGAAUUAAAAAGAAGAUAAAAGUAAAGAUGGGAGAGUUUCAGAAAAAGACCAGGUUUGGGUUGCAGGGAGAACUUGCAGGCCAACUAGGAGGGAAGUUGGCACAGAGGACACAGGUGUGAGAAGGAAGAGCUGAGAGCUGAGAAAGUGCCGCCAGCAGCCUUCCCUGGCCUGAAAGCUCUCAAGUCGACCUAGCUCACUCAGCCCCAUCCGCCAACGCAGCAGCAGCGUGAUGCUCCAGUGCCUGACUCCCCAGCCUCCAUCCCAGCAUUGACAGGUUCACUGUUUUCUCUGGGUGUUCAGUCUUGGGAGACCCUGCAAAGCAGAGACGCUGGGCCACGUGUAGUGCAAGACUUCCUCUCUCCCUCAGCCUAAGAGGAAGCACUGUGCAUUCAGUUUUGACUGGCCAUUGUCUUCCCAGAAGUGCCCAGAGCAAGCCUGGUAAAGAGUGGCCAGAAGCUCCUGCCAGCAUAGCCGACGCCCCUGCCACAGUCUACAGGACAUCGAGCGGGGAAAUGCUGCGUCAGCACUGCCUGCUGCUCACCCUCUCCUGUCUGCUUUCCCUUGGGUCCGUUCUCUCCCAGGAGUGUACCAAAUACAAGGCCAGCACAUGCCAGGAAUGCAUCGAGUCAGGGCCUGGCUGCGCCUGGUGCCAGAAGCCGAACUUCCCGGGGCCAGGGGAGCCUGACUCCGUCCGCUGUGACACAAGGGCCGAGCUGACAGCCAAGGGCUGUGAAGCGGAUGACAUCAUGGACCCCAGAAGCUUCGCUGAGACCACGGAGAACCAGGAGGGGGGCCAGAAGCAGCUGUUCCCGCAGAAAGUAACGCUCCAUCUGAGGCCAGGUCAGGAGGCUGUGUUCAACGUGACCUUCCGGCGCGCCAAGGGCUACCCCAUCGACCUGUACUACCUGAUGGACUUGUCGUACUCCAUGCUCGAUGACCUCAUCAACGUCAAGAAGCUGGGGGGCGACCUGCUCCGGGCCCUCAAUGAAAUCACCGAGUCUGGCCGCAUUGGGUUCGGGUCCUUCGUGGACAAGACCGUGCUGCCCUUCGUCAACACGCACCCCGAGAAGCUGAAGAACCCAUGCCCCAACAAGGAGAAGGAGUGCCAGGCCCCGUUUGCCUUCAAGCACGUGCUGAAGCUCACCGACAACUCCAACCAGUUCCAGAGAGAAGUUGGGAAGCAGCUGAUUUCGGGAAACCUGGACGCCCCCGAGGGGGGCCUGGAUGCCAUGAUGCAGGUCGCGGCGUGUCCGGAGGAAAUUGGCUGGCGCAACGUCACGCGGCUGCUGGUGUUUGCCACAGACGAUGGCUUCCACAUUGCAGGCGAUGGGAAGCUGGGAGCCAUCCUGACCCCCAAUGAUGGCCACUGCCACCUUGAGGACAACAUGUACAAAAAAAGCAAUGAGUUUGACUACCCAUCCGUGGGCCAGCUGGCGCACAAACUGGCUGAAAGCAACAUCCAACCCAUCUUUGCUGUGACCAAGAAAAUGGUGGCAACCUAUGAAAAGCUUACUGAGAUCAUCCCCAAAUCUGCAGUCGGGGAGCUGUCAGAAGACUCCAGCAAUGUGGUCCAGCUCAUCAAGAAUGCCUACAAUAAACUUUCCUCCAGAGUCUUUCUGGAUCAUAACAUCGUCCCCGACACUGUGAAAGUCACCUAUGACUCAUUCUGCAGUAACGGAGUAUCACUUAUUAACCAGCCCAGAGGGGACUGCGACGGUGUCCAGAUCAACAGCCCGGUCACCUUCCAGGUGAGGGUCACAGCCACAGAGUGCAUCCAAGAGCAGUCAUUUGUCAUCCGGGCGCUGGGUUUCACAGACACAGUCACCGUGUCACUGCUUCCUCAGUGCGAGUGCCAGUGCAGGGACAGGAUCCAGGACCGCAGCCUCUGUGGUAACAAGGGCUCUGUGGAGUGCGGCGUCUGCAGGUGUGAUGCCGGCUACAUUGGGAAGAAAUGUGAGUGCCAGACACAGGGCCGGAGCAGCCAGGAGCUGGAAGGAAGCUGCCGGAAAGACAACAGCUCCAUCAUUUGCUCGGGGCUGGGGGACUGCAUCUGCGGGCAGUGCGUGUGCCACGCGAGUGACAUGCCCAACAAGAAGAUCUUCGGGCAGUUCUGCGAGUGUGACAACGUCAACUGCGAGCGCUACAAUAACAAAAUCUGCGGGGGCACUGAUCGUGGGGAAUGCCACUGCGGCAAGUGCCUCUGCAAACCGGGCUUCGACGGCUCGGCCUGCCAGUGCCAGAAGUCCACAGAUGGCUGCCUGAACCUGCGGCGGUCCGUUUGCAGUGGCCGUGGCCAGUGCGUCUGCAACGUGUGCGAGUGCGACAAGGACUACCAGCGGCCGUUCUGUGAGGAGUGCGUGGCCUGUGCCUCGCCCUGCGGUGAGAACGUCUUCUGUGCUGAGUGCCUGAAAUUCAACAAGGGCCCCUUCAUGAAGAACUGCAGUGUGGCGUGCAAUCAGAAGCUGAAACUGCGGAAUGAGCCCCGUGAGCAAAGUAAUCCCAGGCUGACCUGGAAGUGCAGGGAGCGGGACUCAGAAAGCUGCUGGAUGAGCUAUACCAUGUGGCAGGUGGAUGGAAGGGGCAUAUAUGAAAUGCACGUGGAAGAGAUUCGAGAGUGUCCAAAAGGCCCCAACGUAGCCGCCAUUGUGGGGGGCACUGUGGCAGGAGUCGUGCUGAUCGGUGUCCUCCUGCUGGGCAUCUGGAAAGCUCUGACCCACUUUAGUGACCUCAGGGAGUACAAGCGCUUCGAGAAGGAGAAGCUCAAGUCUCAGUGGAACAAUGAUAACCCCCUUUUCAAGAGUGCCACCACAACAGUCAUGAACCCCAAGUUUGCUGAGAGUUAGGGCACUUGGUGAAGACAAGGUCGUCUGAGCCAACCAGACGGAACCACCCACAAACCAUGUCUCCUCCAUCAAGCCGACUACAGCCCUGCUCUGUGGACAUGUCUUACAAUGCCUGACAAUUUCAUCUAUUAACUGAAAACCUACUGUUAUUUUCUCCCUCAAAAUGACAGGGCAAGGUGAUUAUAUGGAUUCCUCAGGAGGCACAGUUCCCCCUUCUGAUAUGUAUGACCUUUCAAUACAGACUUGCAAAAGGGAUUGCGGGGGUCUUAUAAGGUUACAUGCAUGUUUCCUGUGUAAAAAUGAGGAUGGCAAGUCUGGUGAAAGGUGGUAAAACUGUACUUAUAUUUGCACUUAUCAGGAAAAGCACAUCCAUUGCUUAUACUGUUCCCCUAUCACGUGUAUAGAAAACAUCAAUAAAC
Molecule: messenger RNA, 3350 nt
Organism: Pteronotus mesoamericanus
Lineage: Eukaryota; Metazoa; Chordata; Mammalia; Chiroptera; Mormoopidae
Gene: ITGB2
Product: integrin subunit beta 2
Exons: 18
Coding region: 601-2931 (776 amino acids)
Biological process (GO): integrin-mediated signaling pathway; cell migration; cell-matrix adhesion
Cellular component (GO): integrin complex; cell surface; focal adhesion
Molecular function (GO): amyloid-beta binding; integrin binding
Source: RefSeq, a predicted model, not a curated record